AUGAGUUCCUCCAUGCUUUGGGAUUACAUCAUGAGCAAUCCCGAUCUGACCGCGAUGACUAUGUGA
Staurois parvus is the source of this 66-nucleotide messenger RNA. NCBI's taxonomy places the organism in Eukaryota, Metazoa, Chordata, Amphibia, Anura, Ranidae. The record is from the annotation of a GenBank genome assembly.